CCACUGAUAAGGCAGUCUGCCACGCACUGCAACGACGCGUUCCGCGGUAACAAUACACAGACGAGACGCAGUCAACGCAGCGUUGAGUUCAUUGUAUCCACAUGUCUGGCACCGACGAAUCGGGACAGUCCCAGGGGUCCUUCGGAAAUGGUGACGGCAUGCAAGACGACAGCGACACGCAGAAUUGCAACAUCACUCCCAAAGGAACUGAAGGUUGUGUAGGAAGCCAAACGCACGAUCCAAGUCAUGGGGAAACUGCAGAAAGUGACAAUUCCGACAGAGGCAGCGACGGAGAGCAAGAGGAGACACAAGACAAUGGCAAAUCCAGUACACUUCCUCAAGGCUCGCAAGGUGUCCACGGGGGCGAUGAAGUAGAGGAUUAUUGUUCUCGAGGUCCAAGAAGCAAAAGUCCAGCUUCGGGACACGACAUCGAAGUUUUUCGUCUAGCCCAAGAGAUUGUGUGUGAUGACUAUGAUGCUGGCGAUAAUGAACCACGAUAUGUCGUGCACAAACAUGCUGGGAGAGAUUCUGCGUUUGUGGACUCGGAAGACGAAGGGCCAGAAAGUGAAAGCCCUCCGGGUUAUAAUGACAACAGAGAGGUUUCUCUUCGUCUCGUGGACACUGCGGAAGGACGUGUGGUUGUACGCAACAAUGCCUACAGCGGUGGACAUGACGGGCUGUCAGGAACGGGUAUCGAAGGAAGGUCUCCGUUUCGUGACCCCGAAGAUGAUGAAAAAGGGGAUGACGAAUACGGCAGAAGCACGAGGCUAGCUUCAGAUUAUGACGAGGUGGACGAACUUUUCCGCCGUGCCGAGCAACUGUUGGACAGUGACGUAAGAGCAGUCAACAAUUACCACGAUGAUGGUGAACAGCGAAGCGUGUAUGGUAAAGGUGCCAAGAGGAGGUCUGCAUUUUGGGAUUCGGAAGAGGACGGCGAACCAGAAGAGGGAGGGCACUACGGUGGACUGGAGGCAUCAGCGCAGGAUUACGGUUGGUUUACAGAUGCGGUUCAAUAUGAACCCAAGGAAAUGUCAUCUGCGCAAAGGUCACUGCCGCAAGAUACGUCUGUUGAAAGCGAGGAUGCACCAUCCGACAGCCACAUGGUGAAGAAAUCGGAGAAGAGGAUGGCUAAAUCGCUCCGUGACACAGACUCGUCUGAAGAAGACGAAGGGGAAACGCUUGCGUGGCCUCAGAAGCCGCGCAAGUUCUUCGUUCACUUCAAUCCCAGGAAGCGCUUCAUGAGCCGCUAUCUGAGGUCCUAUGGUCUCCGCAGAACGUGUUGUCUUUCCAGGCAUUACUUCGCAAAGUGAGAGCUGCCAGAGGGAUUCCAUGGCACGACCACGUUUUUUUUUUUUUUUCGUUUCCUUACGAAGACUGUUCACAUUUUUCUUGCCGAAAUACACUUCGUGAUAAACAGUU
Ornithodoros turicata is the source of this 1419-nucleotide messenger RNA. RefSeq lists its product as uncharacterized. The record is from RefSeq and is a predicted model, not a curated record. Lineage: Eukaryota; Metazoa; Arthropoda; Arachnida; Ixodida; Argasidae. The transcript is spliced from 2 exons. The coding region runs from base 102 to 1310 and encodes 402 amino acids.